Dibothriocephalus latus is the source of this 2466-nucleotide messenger RNA. NCBI's taxonomy places the organism in Eukaryota, Metazoa, Platyhelminthes, Cestoda, Diphyllobothriidea, Diphyllobothriidae. The record is from the annotation of a GenBank genome assembly.
AUGGCCUCCGUUGUUCCACCAACUCUCACUGAUGUUCAAUUAACACUUCAGGCUGGGAAGCCAGUGGAGCGGAAGCUGGAGGAAAACACUUUCGAAGCAUCAAGAACACUAGUGAUGACAAUGGACUAUCCACCUGUUGAGUCAAGGACCUUGUCGGCACUAUCCUCAUCACCAGCAGAAACUCGUUUUGCAGGGCCAGCAAAUGCUGUCGGAGCUGAUUUGGCAGAUACAAACAAUAUUUCGAAGAUAACGACAAUGCAGACAGUGGAAUAUCAACCAGUAGAGCCGGCGACGCUUUCGGCACUAUCAUCAUCGCCAGCAGACGCUCGUUUUUCAGCACCGACCAAUGCUGCCACACACGAUUUGCCAGAGACAAAUAGUGUUUCGAAGACAAUCUGGGAAGCAAGAGAUGCCAUUCAACUGUUUCAGAAGCGAAAUAAGGAAAUCAGCACGUCUCAGGUGGUUGAUGAAAAGCGGCUGCGCAAUCUUGGGGUCAUUGCUGAACGUCUGCAGUUCCUGCAGAAUAAGGUGCAGGUACUUAUUAGCUCAAAUGGAAAUGCCGCCGAGAUCACUUGUGCGGAUUUUGCCAACUUGACGAGUAUGAACGACGAACUGCUCAGUUGUAUCACAGCCUAUCAACAGACAAUUCGGAGCAAGGAGGCUCGAAAGGCACCAGAACGGAAGUUGGAGGAAAGCACUUUCGAAGCAGCAGGAACAACAGUGAUGACAAUGGACUAUCCACCUCUAGAGUCAAGGACACUGUCGGCACUAUCCUCAUCACCAGCAGAAGCUCGUUUUGCAGGGCCGACGAAUGCUGCCGGAACUGAUUUGGCCGAUACAAACAAUAUUUCGAAGAUAACGACAAUGCAGACAGUGGAAUAUCAACCAGUAGAGUCAACGACGCUUUCGGCACUAUCCUCAUCACCAGCAGAAACUCGUUUUGCAGGGCCGACGAAUGCUGUCGGGACUGAUUUGGCAGACGCAAACAAUAUUUCGAAGCUAACGGAAAUGCAGACAGUGGAAUAUCAACAUGAAGAGUCAAGGACUCUGUCUGCACUAUCCUCAUCACCAGCAGACGCUCGUUUUUCAGCGCCGACGAAUGCUGCCGCACACGAUUUGCCAGAGACAAAUAGUGUUUCGAAGACACUCUGGGAGGCGAGAGAUGCCAUUCAGCUGUUUCAGAAGCGUAAUAAAGCAAUUAUAACGUCUCAGGUGGUUGAUGAAAAGCAGCUGCGCAAUCUUGGAGUCAUUGCUGAACGUCUGCGAUUCCUGCAGAAUAAGGUGCAGGUACUUAUUAGCUCAAAUGUAAAUGGAAAUUCCACCGAGCUCACUGCUGAGGAUCUUGCCAACUUGACAAGUAUGAACGACGUGCUGCUCAGUUGUAUCACAGCCUAUCAGCAGACAGUUCGGAGCAAGGAGGCUCGGAAGGCACCAGAACGGAAGUUGGAGGAAAGCACUUUCGAAGCAGCAGGAACACCAGUAAUGACAGUAGAAUAUCAAAACGGAGAGCAAAGGGCGCUUUUGGCACUAUCCUCAUCACCAGCAGAAGCUCGUUUUGCAAGGCCGACGAAUGCUGCCGGAACUGAUUUGGCAGAUGCAAACAAUAUUUCGAAUAUAACGGCAACGCGUACAGUGGAAUCCCAACCUGUAGAGUCAAAGAGGUUUUCGGCAAUAUCCUCAUCACCAGCAGAAGCUCGUUUUGCGGGGCCGACAAAUGCUGUCGGAACUGAUUUGGCAGAUGCAAACAAUAUUUCGAAUAUAACGACUAUGCAGACAGUGGAAUAUCAACAGGAAGCGUCAAGGACCCUGUCUGCACUAUCCUCAUCACCAGCAAACGCUCGUUUUUCAGCGCCGACGAAUGCUGCCGCAGCCGAUUUGCCAGAGACAAAUAGUAUUUCGAAGACAAUCUGGGAGGCGAGAGACGCCAUUCAACUGUUUCAGAAGCGGAAUGAAAAAGUUAGCAGGUCUCAGGUGAUUGAUGAAAAGCAGCUGCGCGAUCUCGGGGUCGUUACAGAGCGUCUGACAGGCCUGCAAAAUAGGGUGCAGGUACUUAUUAGUUCAAACGUAAACGCAAAUUACACCGAAAUCACUGGUGAGGAUCUUGCAAACUUGACGAGUAUGAACGCCGAGAUGCUCGGUUGUAUCAAAACCUACCAGGCACUUCGGAGAAAAGAGAGGGCCCUCUCACAUCCAUGGAUCCAUUUAAAUAACGGCAUUUUGAUGAAGUUUAAUGAAGUAAAUUCACUCGAUUUCGAAGCGACACACUCUCGCGGCGUUGCCAGAAUGAUGUCAGUACCAAUCGUUUGGUUCUAUGAAUACCGGGACUGCUUCUUCCCGUGUCACGGUAUAUGUAAGCCUGAUGAGAUCAGAGCAUGUUGCAACGUGCCGCUGAAGGAGCGCCAUCCGAACAACCAGCUGAUGAUCCAAAGGCGGCUCAAUUGUCAGACCGUGAUGUCCUGCAAAUAA